Setaria italica (foxtail millet) is the source of this 2156-nucleotide messenger RNA. RefSeq names its product folate synthesis bifunctional protein, mitochondrial. Gene Ontology annotation, biological process: tetrahydrofolate biosynthetic process. Gene Ontology annotation, molecular function: 2-amino-4-hydroxy-6-hydroxymethyldihydropteridine diphosphokinase activity; dihydropteroate synthase activity. The transcript is spliced from 3 exons. The coding region runs from base 347 to 1954 and encodes 535 amino acids. The record is from RefSeq and is a predicted model, not a curated record. Lineage: Eukaryota; Viridiplantae; Streptophyta; Magnoliopsida; Poales; Poaceae.
CCCGCCGCCCUCCGCCCCGCCGUCGCCGCCCCGCCCAGCUCCGCCCAGCCCCGCCGCCCGCCGCCCGCCGCCGCCGCCGCCACCUCAUCUCACCCUACCUUCUCUCGAUCCGUUCCCUCACCAGCGACGGGAUCUCGCCGGAGCCGGAGAUACAUUAGAAGAAAUAAAUGAAUAUAUCAGCCUUGUUCCAACACAAAGUUAGAAAAAAAAACUUUUCAUGCUUGUUCCAACACAAAGUUUAAAGCUACUUUUUCAUUGAUGUGACGGAUUGAUGGUCUGGUGAAAGACUUACAAGACUACAAAUUGAUUUCAAGCGCUUGCUUUGUUAAUUCGCUUAUGUUCAACGAUGCUCCUCCAUGCUAAGGAGUCACUUAAGAAGAUGUAUCCUGUUGCAAAGAACUACCUUGGAGGGCUGCUCCCAGCACAUUCAUUUUCAGUGUCUGAUCUUGUUUAUCCUUCAAGAUCUUCAAACAGAGCUUCUAGGCAUGCUAUUCCAUUCAAGGCUCGUUUGUUUACGAAAUGUUCGCUUGAGAGAUGUUCAGCUGACCAAGAGAUCGUGAUUGCUAUGGGAAGUAAUGUGGGUGAUAGAGUCAGCACAUUUGACAGGGCAUUGCAGCUGAUGAAAAACUCGGGCGUGAUCAUCACUAGGCAUGCCAAUCUCUAUGAGACUGCCCCUGCUUAUGUGACCGAUCAGCCACGGUUUCUUAACUCUGCCAUUCGGGGCACAACUAGGCUCAGUGCGCAUGAGCUUCUUAAAAGGCUAAAAGAAAUUGAGAAGGAUAUAGGCCGCACUAGUGGAACAAGGUACGGCCCAAGGCCUAUUGAUUUAGACAUACUUCUAUACGGUAACUACGAGAUCAAUAGUGAGACUCUAAUUGUGCCGCAUGAGCGCAUCCAUGAGAGACCAUUUGUUUUAGCACCUCUUGUAGACCUUUUAGGUGCAUCCGGUGAUGAUGGUAUCGAAACAAGUUGGCACUCUCUUUCGAAGUGCAGUGGUGGUUUCUUUAAAUUAUGGAAUAAACUUGGAGGUGAAUCUAUAAUUGGAACAGAUUGUAUCAAAAGGGUAUUGCCUGUUGGGAAUCGUUUGUGGGAUUGGUAUGAGAGAACCCUCGUCAUGGGGGUCCUUAAUCUAACACCAGACAGCUUUAGUGAUGGAGGCAAGUUUCAACAAGUGAAGGCUGCCAUUUCUCAGGCUAAGUUAUUAAUCUCAGAAGGUGCAGAUAUAAUUGAUAUUGGUGCUCAAUCUACCAGGCCCUUUGCAAAGAGAUUAUCUCCAAACGAAGAACUUGAGAGAUUGGUUCCUGUUCUGGAUGAGAUUAUGAAAAUUCCCGAGAUGGAGGGCAAGUUGCUCUCGGUGGAUACAUUCUAUGCAGAAGUUGCUAGUGAAGCUGUGAAAAGAGGAGUUCACAUGAUCAAUGAUGUAUCCGGUGGACAGCUUGACCCCAAAAUUCUUAAAGUUGCUGCUGAACUUGGAGUUCCGUAUGUUGCAAUGCACAUGAGGGGAGAUCCAUCAACUAUGCAAAGUGAACAAAAUUUACAUUAUGAUGAUGUCUGCAAGGAAGUUGCUUCUGAGCUAUAUGCGCAGGUGAGAGAAGCUGAGUUAUCUGGGAUUCCAUUGUGGAGGAUAGUUCUAGAUCCAGGCAUUGGGUUCUCCAAGAAAUCCAAACAUAACCUUGAAGUAAUUAUGGGAUUGGAAUCCAUUAGGAAGGAGAUGGGUUCAAUGAGUAUAGGUGCUUCACAUGUGCCAAUAUUACUGGGACCCUCAAGGAAAAGAUUUUUAGGUGAAAUAUGCAAUCGUGCCAAUCCAGUUGAGAGAGAUGUUGCUACUGUUGCAGCUGUGACAGCUGGGAUUUUGAAUGGAGCUAACAUAGUAAGGGUCCAUAAUGCUGGAUAUGGUGCAGAUGCUGCAAAAGUUUGUGAUGCAUUGCAUAAGGGAAGAAGAUGGGAAGAGUAGAUUGAGCCACCUGAUCAAACAGAUACCGAACUCUGAUUUUAUACAAUAAAAUGGUGAUGCAGCAUAGUUACUCUGCUGCUCAAUGGGAUUCUCAUAUUACAUCAUUUCUGGAGUAUCUUGUUGUAAUAAACCAGAGAUGAUGUUUUUCUUGUAUGAUCUCCUUUCUAAAUUCUUCAAUGAAGCAUGUGUUCGACUCAGAUCA